AUCCAUGUGUGAUAGUAUCAGUGAUAUUGGUUUACGCACAAAACAAAAGUAAGAAAAAAACUUGUAAAGGACACAUUACAUAUUCCAAAACCAUCACAAAAGAAACCCAAAGCCAAACCAAUCAACAACAAAAAAAAAAGUAAAUAUAUUCUUCACUAGUACUUCUUCUUUUUUAUAUCAUUAUUCUUAGUCCUAUUUUUCUUCUUCAACUAUCCACAAUCCACCGCCACUAACCACUAACCACCCACCAUACAUGGCGCGGGAACGCAGCGCCAACCUCUGCACGUGCUGCACAAGCUUCAUCACCAGCACAGGCCUCAUAAUCCUCUUCCUCUGGCUCACACUCCGAACUCAACAACCCAAAUGCUUCCUCCAAUCACUCUACCUCCCCUCCCUCAACAAAACCAUCACUUCAAACCACAAACACUUCUCCAACAACAACAACACCGUUGUCUUCAACCUCAAACUCACCAACACAAACAAAGACAAAGGUGUCCUAUACCACACCGUAUAUAUCACAUUCUCCCUCUUCCUCGACGCCAAGACCACGCGCCCACUCGCCAACACCACUCUCGACGCUUUCUACCAAGGACAUGGUAGUACCACCCAGAAAUGGAGCUCCGCUGAAGUACACGGCGGUGGAGUCAACCGCACGCUGAACGGAAGCGUCUUCGUACGCGUGGAUUUCGCCACGCGCGUUAACUAUAAGAUUAUGCUUUUUUAUACCAAACGACACCGUUUGUCUGGAGGGGCAAAUGUGGAAGUUAAUGUUAGCACCGGAGAAAAAGUGGACCCCAAAAGAAUCAGGCUCGGUAAUAUCCCGCCUCGGGUCGGAUCCCAAGCUGCCUCGCUUCGUGUACAAUGGAUUGCUCUUUCUACCUUUUUAGUUUCUCUAUGCUUUUACUUGACUUACUAAUUUGCUUAAUUUUUUGUUUUUUAUAUUUUUAAAAUUAUUUUAUUUUUUAAUGUAUUUUAACAAAGUGAUUGAAAUUAAUUGAAUAAUAAAUUCAAUUAAUCACGAAUAGUUGUAACUUGCUUCAGACACAACCGUAAGUUAUAAUAAUGUCUUGACUUUUGUCUGAGCUAAGAUUUAUCGCAUUUAAAAAUACAA
Molecule: messenger RNA, 1111 nt
Organism: Vicia villosa (hairy vetch)
Lineage: Eukaryota; Viridiplantae; Streptophyta; Magnoliopsida; Fabales; Fabaceae
Product: protein NDR1-like
Exons: 1
Coding region: 254-916 (220 amino acids)
Biological process (GO): defense response to other organism
Source: RefSeq, a predicted model, not a curated record